UUUGCUGUGGUACUGGAUCCUUCAGCCGACGUACACCCAAGUCACGAGCCGCCAGUCCCACUAGCCCCAGCAGGGAGCAGACAUGGCAGCGUAAAGGCAAGCAUCCCACCAGCCACUUCUGUUCAUGGCCACAGCACCUGCGCCGGGCCUCGACCUCCCAUCUGCAUCUUCUUGUCACCGACUCCUGAGCCAAGAAUUGGCAACGAGCAUUGCCAGACUGGCACAACAAUCAGUCGCCCCAUCCCUUGCUCUUCUCUCUAAUUUAAAGCGGUCUGCAACUCUCACAGACUCCCACAUUCCUCAUGGCGACCCUCCUCUCCUCGUCCUCUGGCAGAUGUGGGGAGCAGUCAGAUAGCCUCAAGCUACCUGCGAUUCGAAGCUUGGCAGACGUCCGCAGACCUUGCCCCUCUCCAUCCUCCUCUUCUGCCACUGAUCCACCUCGCAGACCUCUUCCCUGGCCUCUUCACGAGGAAACAGGCUCAAAGCUCAAUCCUCCUUCCCUCUCUUCAAGUGGUCGCUUUACGUCCGCUACUUCUUCAUCCUCGUCCUCUUCAGCGCCAUCAGCACAGAGCAGCACACAGCUAUCUCGACCUCUGCUGCAGCGUCCUCUAUCAACACCCGGGACAGCGCCCACCUCAGCUCCUCAGCCUCAUCCCUUCUUUGACCGAGGAAAGAAGUCUUCGUUGUACGUACCGCCUUCGCCAGAGCCCAGCAUGCAACCCCUGGACGACGUCGAGGUCUCGGCAGCGCGAGAGCAAGCAGAUGAUAGCCUAUCAGACACCGAGGAGGCACUGCGUCUGGCUCUCGAUAUAGUAGCUCAGUCGAGAGAGCCUGGCAAUUCACUCACACAAAAAGCAGCGGAGGAAGCAUGCCGAGAGACUUCCCGAGCCUUGUUCCUCCUACAAGCCUGGUCUGCGCAGAAUCGGAUCAGGAGUAGGGCGCUCCUUCGAAGCCGAGGCCAACACUCCGCGCCCGGAGAUGAUCGCAGCAGUGCUGAUGCUACUCCAUCGGGACACGGGCUGGCCAAUUCAUCCGCCAUAGGUGCUGACUCCUUGCGACGUCAUACAACAGCAACGUUGGACCCCGCUGGCCCUAGGAGAUCAUCACCUGCCGGCUGGACCCCACAUGCCGCGAUCACGGAAGUGCGGAGGCCGCUGCGGGAGGUCAGGACAGUGUAUGAGGGGUUCGACCCAGAGACCGACGACCUCCAGCCCCGACCCCCAAUGACUGUCAUACGCACGCAUUCUGGUUGCAUGGCUGGGUCCACUUCGGGUCACUCGCAUACUGCACCCCAACCUCACGGCGCCGAGGCGGAGGCCAGCUACAUGUAUGCUCCCCCGAGCAUUCGAAAUCGACUGGCGGACUUGCACAAGGAGCAACAACGCGUGCUUCCGCCCAUCAUGCCCAGCCAGCCAGUGCAACAGCUACAUUCGCAUGAUUGGGAUCGCUCGGCCCAUCGUCAUGGGCCCAUGCCAGUACCGAUUAGUCACUCGGAACCUCGUUGGGGUCCAGUGCCAGCAUCAUCACCGGCGCAAAGAUGGCCUCCUGGGCUGUCCGAGCUGUCCCCGGCCGCCAGAAAUACCGCACCCACGGUGUCACCAGAUCGUCAGCACGGCCAAUGGUCAGACGGUCACAGUGCUGUUGACAACUACAGUGUCGACAAUGAGGGCGGCGUGUCCAAGUACAAGAAGCGUAGUCGCGCUCCGGCGCCCUCUGCCUGCCGUAGCUGUGGAACCAGCGAGACGCCAGAAUGGCGCCGAGGUCCCGAUGGGGCUCGAACGCUGUGUAAUGCCUGUGGUUUGCACUUUGCCAAAGUCGCAAAGCGCAAGUCCAGCACCGAGGAUGAACCUCUGGAUGAUGCUGCUACAGCUGCUGCCGGGCGCCUUCCACCUCUCUUACAUCAGUCGAGCGGAUCCUCCUGAUCAGAAUAUUCGGCUUUGCCAUCUCUCAUGCCUCGGUGGACUCGUUGCCCCGCAGGAACCAAAUAUUGCUGGUCUGUAUCUCCACUAUAUGUGACCUCUACUACGACCUUCUCCCUCUCCGUUGCCCACGUUC
This is a messenger RNA of Microstroma glucosiphilum, 2055 nucleotides long. RefSeq lists its product as hypothetical. Gene Ontology annotation, molecular function: zinc ion binding; sequence-specific DNA binding. The record is from RefSeq and is a predicted model, not a curated record. Bases 303 to 1922 code for a protein of 539 amino acids. The transcript has 5 exons. Gene Ontology annotation, biological process: regulation of DNA-templated transcription. NCBI's taxonomy places the organism in Eukaryota, Fungi, Basidiomycota, Exobasidiomycetes, Microstromatales, Microstromataceae.